AUGCUUAUCUCUCUGUCAAUCUGCUCCCUUUCUAACCCUCCAUAUCUCAUCAUAUCUAUCUAUCUAUCUAUCUAUCUAUCUAUCUAUCUAUCUAUCUAUCUACUCAAAUUUAUUUGUAUUGAUGCAUAUCAUUAUAUAAGUUUAAUCCUACCCAUAUCAAUGUUUUCAUUAUCUAUCUAUCUAUCUAUCUAUCUAUCUAUCUAUCUAUCUAUCUAUCUAUCUACUCAAAUUUAUUUUUAUCGAUGGCAAUCCUGUCAUUAUCUAAGUUUAAUCAUACCGAUAUCAAUGUUUUCAUUAUCUAUCUAUCUAUCUAUCUAUCUAUCUAUCUAUCUAUCUAUCUAUCUAUCUAUCUCAGUCUGUUCAUAUCUAUCUAUCUAUCUAUCUAUCUAUCUAUCUAUCUAUCUAUCUAUCUAUCUAAGUUUAUUUAUAUCUAUGUCAACUUCAUGCUUUCUGACUGUUUAUGCUAAUAUGCUCCUCUUUACACCCUCUGACAUAUCAAUUCCAUAUACGAUUUAUAAUGCAAUUAUACCCACCAUAACAAUUGGUAUCAUAUCGCUGGAAUCGAAUGUUUCUGAAGCAAUAAUCGACAUUGUUUAUGUUUUAUUCGAACAUCAAUAUUUGCAUUCUACGAAAUAG
Molecule: messenger RNA, 636 nt
Organism: Acanthosepion pharaonis
Lineage: Eukaryota; Metazoa; Mollusca; Cephalopoda; Sepiida; Sepiidae
Source: the annotation of a GenBank genome assembly